GUUUGCUUGAACUUGUAAUCAGCGGCAAUAUAAAUGUGAGGACUAAUCGUAUCUGUAAUAAAUUGUACCACUUUGUGACUCAGAGAAAAAAGGUUCCACAAGAUGAAUUUGCAUGCCUACUUUUGGUGCGAUGAGGUCUCAAGUGUUAUAAACAAUAAUGACAGGGACGAAAUAAGUUUUCGCAAAAGUAAAUAGUCUCAAGCAAGAUUCCGAAUGCUGAAAACUGCCGAAAAGAUCGCAAUCAAACUUGGUUUCAAACGUCCUCCACAACCUCCACAACGUUUCAUACCUGUUGGACCAGCUUCCAGAAAACAAUUUCCAGUAGAAGGUUAUCCUUUAAAAAAGUUAUAUGGAACAAAUAAGGUGACAACAACUAAGUACACAUGGUAUGGAUUCUUUUUCCAAAAUCUCGGAGAACAAGCUCAAAGGAUUGCGAACUUUUACUUUAUAAGUCUUGCAGUCAUCCAGCUUUUCACUGAUGCACCUGUUGCUCCAGUAACUUCUGUGAUUCCACUAGUUUUUGUACUUCUUGUGACUAUGAUCAAGCAGGGGUACGAAGACUUUUUAAGACUUAAAGCAGAUAGAGAGAUAAAUCAUAUUCCUAUUGAAAUUGUCACGGAAAGUGGUCACUUGGAGACCGUCAAAUCAAUGGAAUUGGAAGUUGGCAAUAUAGUACUAUGCAGAAACAAUACAUCUUUUCCUUGUGAUAUACUUUUACUUAGCUCCAGUGAACCAAGUGGAGAAUGCUUCGUAACUACUGCAAGUUUGGAUGGUGAAACAAAUCUAAAACAGUUUGUGGCUAUUGAGCAUACAAAUGCUUAUGAUACACCACUGUCACUUGCUACUGAAUUAAAGGCCUAUAUAUGUUGCCAGCAGCCGGAGGAGGACCUGUACAGUUUUAGUGGACGCAUCUGUGUCAAGAAUUCAAACGACAACUCAUCUACUCUUGAUUAUCCUUUGGGACCAAAGAACUUACUGCUGAGAGGAGCAUGCCUCCGAAAUACAGAUUAUAUUUAUGGCUGUGUUGUUUACACAGGUCGCGAUACAAAAUUGGCCUUAAAUUCAAAGGGGAAAAAGACAAAGUUUUCACAAGUCGAAGGGAGACUCAAUUUCUACCUUGCUUUUAUACUUGCGUUUUUGGCCCUGUGUGUAAUAAUUUCAAUCACUUUGAGUUUAGUCCUAGGUCACCCUAAUACAUGGUACCUUCCACCAGAAAGGAGAAGUAUCUGGAGUUUCUGCCAAGAAUUCCUGGGAUUUAUUGUUUUAUACAAUUACAUCAUUCCAAUUUCAUUAUAUGUGACGAUUGAAAUACAAAAGUUCAUUGGUUCUCUAUUUUUUGAGUGGGAUUUGAAUCUUUAUGAUGAGAGAAUAAACGAGAGAGCGAAGGCUAAUACAUCGGAUUUGAUUGAAGAAAUGGGACAGGUUGAAUAUUUAUUCACAGAUAAAACUGGAACGUUAACAGAGAAUUCAAUGCUAUUUCGUCGACUGGCAACAGCUAUGGGUGUUUUCUAUUUUGAAAAUAGCGGUUUAUUUCGAUAUACUGAUUCACCGCCAAGUACACAUAUUAACGAUUUGAACGCUGAUCAAAAUACAAUCAGUAGAGAAGAACAAGAAGAGUUGGAUGAAGUUUCAGAAGCUGUAAAGUUGAAGUCAAACUCUGAAACCGAGAGUCAAUCACCUACUGUAAACAGUGUACAAACAUUACUUCUUCUGCUUUCUUUAUGUCAUACUGUUAGAGUUGAAAGGAGAAUACCAGAAGAACUUUUUUCAAAGUCAACUCUAGACAAACUAGACAGUGAUAAAACACCACGUCGGAGUAGUAGUGCAUUAAGACGUGCGUCGGCAGCUCUUGCAGCAUCUGCAGCCUUCCGUGCAUCCAAACGUGGACGUAAAGUGAAAACGCAUGAUUAUGAAUAUCAGGCGUCAUCUCCUGAUGAAAAAGCGUUUGUAGAAACAUGUCGUGAUUUGGACAUAGUAUACCAUGGCUCAGACGAAAGUGGAUUACUUGUAAUAACAAUUCACGGAGAAGCCGUGAGAUAUCGACUAUUGGAUGUACUUGAAUUUGAUCCAACAAGAAAAUGCAUGUCAGUCAUCGUCCAAUUCGUACCAAAGGACGGUAACACAACAUCGUCAACAAGUCCACCGCCUGUCUUGAUACUGUGUAAAGGUGCCGAAACAACUCUUCUUGCCAAGGUAAAUGCAAGCCAACAGACCACACAAUUCCCUAGCUAUGGUGAUCCGUUAGGUGAUAGCUUUUGUGGCCCUUACGCUUCAUAUUUACAAAUGGACCCUGAACAAGUGAUGAAACAAGUGACUGAAUUUGCUACACUUGGCCUACGAACAUUAGUUAUGGGUGUCCGUUUGGUUACUUACGAACAAUGGACUCAAUUGAAACAACAGUUGGACACAGCAAGAGGAAUGAUGGAUGGCCGUCAAAAGGAAUUAAUAUCUGCUUAUAAUGAUAUUGAAAGUAAACUUACAUUAAUUGGAUGUACUGGUAUAGAAGAUAUGCUGCAAGAUGGUGUACCUGAAACUAUAAAAGCACUCAGAGAAGCUGGUAUUAAAGUUUGGGUGCUUACGGGGGAUAAAGAGGAGACAGCUGUUAAUAUUAGCUACUUAGCUGGACAUUUUUAUCCUGGUAUGCAAGAAGUUCGUAUAACAAAAUUAAAUGAUAUGAUUGGUUGCGGAGGCUUUUUAAAAAGUCAAAUUGAACGUAUAAAAGAAUCAAAAGAAUACCAUCCUGAAGCGCAAUUCGGUGUUGUUAUAGACGGCCAGUCGUUAAAUUAUGCUCUUGUGGAGCCAGUAAGAUCAUUACUUUUACAAUGUUGCUUAGAAUCAACAACAGUCCUAUGCUGUCGAUUAACGCCUUUACAAAAAGCUGAAGUGGUAAGAUUAAUUAAAGAAAGUAGAAAGUCAUCAGUACCGAUUACUGCGGCUAUCGGUGAUGGAGCCAAUGAUGUCUCAAUGAUACAAGAAGCACACAUUGGUUUCGGUAUAUACGGUAAAGAAGGCAGACAAGCUGUUCGAGCUGCUGACUAUGCAUUUGGACGUUUUCAUUUCUUAAAAAAUGUUAUCCUUGUACAUGGACAUAACUUUUAUCUUCGCGUUUCUUUAUUAGUUAUGUAUUUUUUCUACAAAAAUAUAAUUUUCACUUUACCUCAAAUGUUGUAUGGAUUUUUCUGUUCUUAUUCACAACAGUCAGUUUAUCCGCAAUUGUAUUUAUUAUUUUUCAAUUUAACUAUGACAUCAAUACCAAUUCUAUUAUAUGGUAUCUUUGAGGUACCAGUACCAGAGAGUACACUUUUAGAGUUUCCUGUUUUAUACAAAGGAAUUGCUAAAAAUGCUAUCCUCUCUAAAGAACGCUUUAUCUUUUGGAUUGGUUUGGCCUGUUGGCAUGCUUUCGUUGCAUUUUUUGGUGCAUAUUUUUUAACUUUUCAAGGUCAAAGCAUUGAUAAUGGUAACUCUGCACUAGGCGAUAUCGUUUGCUUUGGCAAUUUUGUUAUUAUUCUUGUAUUUAUUAUUGUAAAUAUCAAAGUACUACUUAUGAGCUAUUAUUUAAACUGGAUUGUAUUACUACUAUGGCAUGUGGCAUUUUUCAGUAAUCUUGGAGCAUUUUUAAUAUGUAAUGUGGUACUUUUUCCUGCUACAAUUGGUAAACAGCUAUUUGGAUCAUUUACAGUUAUGUACACUGGUUCAGGAGCUGGUGUUACCUGGUUUGGUACACUGUGUUUAGUUUUACUGGCUCUUUUACCUGAUUUUAUUAUACGUACAAUAGAGGAUCAAGGUUGGCAAUGGAGGUUGAAUAAUUUGCAAGAAGAACAAAGAAAGAAACUAAGAGGAUCUAAAGUACAACAAAGAACAUCGGUACGCAUAUCAAUCAUGUCAAAACAAAUAGAUGAGACGGAAGAGAAUAAUGAUAAGGAUGAGGGUUUAUAUGACUAUACAAACCCCAUAUUUUAUGAAAUACCCAACUGGCAAAUCGAAGACAAAUUGGAUCACACAAUGGCUGUGUACACACCAGAUUCAGUCAGCAAUAGACCAACCAUGACAAACCCACAGUACUCAACCACAAAAUCUAUUAAAAAUGGAGAUUUUUAUAACAUUCUACCUUUGAACAACGGUACAGCCACUAAGACUAUUAGUAGUACUACUAAUAUGCCUAGCAAUAGUAUGAUGGAUAAUCCUCAAAAGCAUACUCCUAUGAAAGUAAUUACUAUGCCUGACGCAAUGGAAAUAACCGACUCCACAUUAAAUGUACCCAGUCUGUAUGGAAACAAUAUUGAUCCGAUGGCUAAUUCAGCUUUAACUAAAUUUUAAUUAUUUUCAUUCAUUCUUCGUUUUUAUUUCUUCGUUUCAUUUUUUCUGCGUAUUUUUUUGUUCAUGAGGAAGUUGUUUUUUUUUCAUCCUGGAGUGUUCGUGCAGCCUGUACAUAUCCGCAUGUAUGUUCUUGUGUCUGGUUCCAUUUCACCAGUUAAACCGGGUAAUUAACAUUAUCAUUGUUCAGGGACUUAAAGAUGAAAAUACAAGAGGUCAUCUUUUCGUUUUUGCUAUCAGACAAUAAUUUAUUCUCCCAAAAAGGCUGUUUAUCAUUUCGUCAAAUGAUUAGUGCCAUUUCGAUGUAUGAAAUGCAUUACAAGUAAAAAGACAAAUAUUGGAUGUAACAAGACCAAGAUGACACAUAAAGAAUUAAUUAGUAGACAUAUAUAUAUUUUUGUAAAAGCUUACCAAAGAUCAAAUUAAAUUAAUAUUUUGUAUAAUUACCAGAAGAAGAAGAAAAGAAUGUGUUAGGCUUCAGUCAAUGUGUAAUUAGAUCAUAUCCUUUAGGAUACGUAAAUACAUACAUUGUUACACGCAUGCUUAAUUGUUUGCAUGUAAAAACUAACCUCAACUGUAUAUGUACUACAGCACACAUAUAUACAUAUAUAGGCGUGAAUCCAUCUAUGCAUGCUUCACUAUAAUAUGCGUCAUAAAUCUUACUAACUCAGUCAGACGAAAUCAGAUUUUAAAUUUUAUAGAAAAUCAAUAAAUCAGUCAGUUAUGUGAUAUCAAAAUAUCUGUCUUUCUACCUUCUUCGUUAAGUGUUUAUUUUACAUUUUACAUAUACAUAUUUUUAAAAUAAACACAUUUAUUUAUCCACAGUACAUCUUCAGAGAAAUAUCAGAUAUUCAUCAUUAUAUUUUUCACCUUCCAGUGUGACCGGAAGUGUUUUUGUGUGUGCAAAUCUGUAACCGUCUAUUUGUAUAUGUUUAUAUAUAUAUAUAUAUAUUGUAUUUUUGUAAAAAUUAUUGAGAUUUCUUCCUAAAUAUGCCUACCUGUACUAGCACUGAUUGUUGUCUGUGUAUAAUCAUUUCUGUGAUCCCUUAAUUACUUUUAUAUUGAAAUUUUUAAUUUGUG
Messenger RNA from Trichobilharzia regenti, 5394 nucleotides. NCBI's taxonomy places the organism in Eukaryota, Metazoa, Platyhelminthes, Trematoda, Strigeidida, Schistosomatidae. The record is from the annotation of a GenBank genome assembly.